AUGACAUGGGGGUGCUAUUCUAAUAUCUAGAAGGUUGACGGUAACGCUAUGGAUAUGGAUCAGGUCAGAAUUCAGAUGCUGAUGAUUGACCUGGAGACUGGAUUAUAGAGGGGCGGGGCCGUUGACUCGGAAAUGUUUGCCGGGUCUUGCAUUCGGCUAAACUUCCCCAGACUAUCGGGUAAACAGGUUCUACUUCUACUUCGUCGAAUUUGAUAUCAAAAACAGAACUUCCCUCGAGAAUGCUAUUGAGACACUGGACACCUUGAACGGCCAGUUGGUGCUCAUCACACAACCAUGGCCUCCCCAUCCGUCGAACCGUCCGACAUCCCCAUCCCCACCGGUUCUGACUCCGCCUGCUUCACCCACAUCUCCAAUCAAAUCGCCCUCCGCGUUCCCCUCUCCCCCAUCUACCACCUCCUCCUCUCCCCGCCCGCCCUCCGCCUCGUCCAUGCCUCGCCCGGCCUGAUCCGCGCGCACCUCAUCCUCGGCCCUCAGCACCUCAAUGCCGGCGGCUCCCUCCACGGCUCCGCCAGCGCGACCAUCGUCGACUGGGCCGGCGGCAUGGCGAUCGCAUCGUGGGAUCUGCGGUCCGGCACCGGGGUCAGUGCGGAUAUCCAUGUCAAUUAUAUCGGCGGGGCGCGGGAGGGAGAGACGGUGGAGAUCGAAGGGCGGGCGGAGAAGGUGGGUGGGGGGUUGGCGUUUACGAGCGUCAGGAUUGCGAAGGUGCGGGAGAGGGGGGAGGUCGGGCCAUUGGUCAUCACGGCGACACACACGAAGUAUGUGAGAGGGACGGCGCCGGUGAGGAAAGAUGUGGCGAGUGUGGAACCCUCGGCUUAGCCCUUGGGUGUUCGUGGGUGUCUUUUUUCGAUCAAGGCUCACCCUUCGGCCUUGUUGUAGGGCCAUUCCUGGCGUCCGGAAGGCUUGUGGACGCAUAACCAACCUGCUAUCCCCUUCGCCCUCGGCAUGUCGAAUGGAUAAAUACAUAGACUCGCGAUUGGUGCUAGAUAAACUUCCUUCUGUACUUUAGAAACCUUUGCAUGAACCCCAAAGCAGUUCUGCGGUGGUGCUUAAGAGGGAUACACGGGCGACAAUGUCAAGUCCGCACGAUUCAUAAAACGAUACUCUUUCCAUUAUCAUUCCCUCUUCAAUAUCAUAC
Messenger RNA from Eremomyces bilateralis CBS 781.70, 1156 nucleotides. RefSeq names its product Thioesterase/thiol ester dehydrase-isomerase. Bases 295 to 837 code for a protein of 180 amino acids. The transcript has a single exon. The record is from RefSeq and is a predicted model, not a curated record. Gene Ontology annotation, molecular function: fatty acyl-CoA hydrolase activity. Lineage: Eukaryota; Fungi; Ascomycota; Dothideomycetes; Eremomycetales; Eremomycetaceae.